AUGGCGAUGAUGAUGGCUGGCCGUGUGCUGCUGGUGUGUGCCCUCUGCGUGCUGUGGUGCGUUGCCGGCGGUGUUUAUGCGAGGGAUUUUGACACCAACGCACUGGGUGGCUGCAUGGCGUCGGGAGUGUUGGGUGAGAAUGGAUCCCACAUGCCUGACGGAUGUAAUAAAACUGCGAUUACGGUGCCUUUGCGGUCAGUACUGCCCAUUGCUGCCGUCGAAGCCUCGGAUGAAGAAGGUUCUGUUGAAACAAAGAACAAUUCGCAUUCAAGUGAGACUUCCGACGUUGGUGCUUCUCCUGGUGGUGCUGGCGCUGCCGGGGCUCCUGCUGCUGCUGGUGGAACUUCAGCUGGAGGCGACAGUUCUGGCUCUGCUGGUGCUGUUCCAGGGGCCCCUGGUGGUACAGGGGCUUCUGGUGUUCCUGGUUCUGGUGGCGGCGGUGGAGGCAGUGGAACUUCUGCUGGCGGUCAAGGCAACAGUGGCAUCUCUCCUGCUUCUUCUGGUCCUGCUGCUCCUACUGGUGUUAAUUCUUCAACUGGCCGAAGUGGUGAAGCAGGGUCCUCAGGCAGUAAUUCAUCUAACACAACAGGAGAAUCUCAAACAGGAGAUCAGACGCCUGCUCCAGCAGCGGCUCACAACUCCUCGCUACCCGAAGGACCGGCAGGAACGACAUCCGGCACUGGACACACACGACAAGAAGAAGAAGAAAGUGAAAAGCAGCAGCAAAGUGAUGAAGUACAAGUCCAACAACACCAACAGCAUGAACACCCCGCGGAAAAUGGCGAAGAAUCCGCGAAAGAUAAAAACGCCCUUCGUACAAAUGCCACCGCAAAUACAGGCGACAGUGACGGCAGCACCGCGGUCUCCCACACCACCUCCCCUCUUUUGCUUCUUCUUGUUGUUGCGUAUGCGGCUGCUGCUGCGGUGGUGGCCGCGUGA
Trypanosoma cruzi is the source of this 939-nucleotide messenger RNA. Its product is annotated as mucin-associated surface protein (MASP), putative. Bases 1 to 939 code for a protein of 312 amino acids. Lineage: Eukaryota; Euglenozoa; Kinetoplastea; Trypanosomatida; Trypanosomatidae. The record is from RefSeq and is a predicted model, not a curated record. The transcript has a single exon.